This is a messenger RNA of Trametes versicolor FP-101664 SS1, 1038 nucleotides long. RefSeq lists its product as uncharacterized. The coding region runs from base 1 to 1038 and encodes 345 amino acids. NCBI's taxonomy places the organism in Eukaryota, Fungi, Basidiomycota, Agaricomycetes, Polyporales, Polyporaceae. The transcript is spliced from 3 exons. The record is from RefSeq and is a predicted model, not a curated record.
AUGCCGGUCACUCUCGACUUCCCUAUAAAUGUCAACGAUUUUGUCCACAAUGGUAUGGACCUGGGUACGCCGUUCAUGACGCCAGCGGAGCUUGUGGCUUCCAACAGCAGUCACCCCCGCGGCCUUGUGCCGGUUCUCCGCCUGCCAACGAAACCUGCACAACCGAACACCGAUGUCCGUUACACACUCAAAGCCCCACGUCCUCUCCCCUACUCCGAAUACAAACUGUUCCGUGCGCAGUUGCUCGAGAACGAGAACGUCGUUGGCGAUGUCGUCUGUAAGGCAGCCGAAGGGCCAGGCAUUCUGCUCAGAUCGCUGCGCACGGAGGCCAAUUUGUACCAGGGCAGGCUCGUCCCACUCCAAGGUGAUGUGGUGCCAAAGCUCAUUGGGUACUUCGAAGGCUACAUGCCUGAUGAAGAGACGAAGCUUGGAGUGCUCGUCCUGGAGUAUGUCGGCGAAACAUGGGCUGACGGUUCUUCGUGGACGUCGCGAGAACUCAGCCAGAGGAUUAUAGAUGCGUACGUCAAGAUUCACAAGGCCGGCGUCCAACAGGGAUCGCCGGAGUGUCUGUCUUAUACCAUACGCCCAGAAGACGAACGACUGUUCAUCGUCGGGUUCUCCGGUGGUGGCGAGCACGACUGCCGCAAGCCCGACAUGAUGAUUCUCGAGAUGGGCAUGAUGAUGCCCAACGUGCCCUGGCUCGACUGUAAGGAGCUAUGCGAGCUGUUGGCACAGCUUCAUGCCUGGAUUCCGUGGCACGUUCCAUACAUCGGAGUCAGCGCCCCCAUAGAAACCGUCCUCGAGGGAGAAGAGGCCCUCGUUGCCAUCGCCGUUACGAACCACGAGGACCACGCACGGGAGGGAGCGAAAAGCACAAUCAAAGACCUGAACAAGUUCAUUGAGAGAACGGGGUACGAUAUUCCCGCCGCGCUCGCGAAAGAUAAGGCCAUGCAGGAGAGAAUGGUGGCUGCUGGGGUGGUAGUCCAAAGAUUUAUGUCGAAGGAUGGUUCUGAUUCGGAAUCGUCGGGAGAAGAGUAA